Messenger RNA from Meleagris gallopavo (turkey), 986 nucleotides. Lineage: Eukaryota; Metazoa; Chordata; Aves; Galliformes; Phasianidae. The record is from RefSeq and is a predicted model, not a curated record.
ACAAAACUUGUUUCUUUAAUUCUAGGGAUGUAAUCCUCUUGCGGAGACUGGUCGAAGCAAACUACAAAAUCAAAGAGCUGUCCUAAACCAACAGAUCUUGAGAGCAGUAAGAAUGAGAACUGGUGCUGAAAAUCUGUUACGGGCUACCACCAACAACAAAGUACGAGAACAGGUACUACUGGAACUGAGUUUUGUAAACUCAGACCUGCAGAUCUUAAAGGAGGAGUUAGAAGGACUUAAUAUCUCAGUAGAAGUUUAUCAAAAUACGGAAGGGACUUUCAGCAUUCCCCUGGUACCUCUUGGCCUAAAGGAAACCAAAGAAGUAGACUUUACGCUCCCCCUGAAGGACUUUAUUCUGGAACAUUACAGUGAAGACAGUUCAGAGUAUGAAGACGAAAUAGCAGAUCUCGUGGAUCUGAGACAAGCCUGCCGCACUCCUAGCCGAGAUGAAGCUGGCAUUGAGAUGUUGAUGAGCUAUUUCCUUCAACUUGGUUUUAUAGAAAACAGAUUUUUCCCACCUACCAGGCACAUGGGAGUGUUAUUUACAUGGUAAGUGUGGAGUUCAUGUUUGUUUGUUUCCCCUCCCCCCAGAACACCGUUAAUCUUUUAACUGUCUUCAGUUUAAUUUAAAGCAUUUCUGUGUUUUUCCCCACUCUCAUCCCACUGUUGUCAGUGUUUGUUUUUGUUUUUAAUAUUAGUGUAAACCUGACUACAAUGUAGCCCUUCUCAUGCUGUGUUAAAUUAUGAUCUGGGUUACAGGUUUACACAAGGGAAAAAGAACAUAAUUUUAGACAACUGCACAUAUUCUCCUGGACUCUGAACUUUGUUGCCUGAAGCAGAUGGGGGUCAGACCUUCCUUCAGUUUGUUGGGUAUUUGGGCCAGGAAUGAAGAGCGACUGACUUACUUUAUUAUAGUGGAGCAUUUGCUAAAUGUUUACUGUAUUUAUGAAGAAGGAUGGACUCCUGAAUUCAGAAUUUUUUUUUUA